UCUGACUUCCUUGUCUUCCGAGUUUCGAGCUCCACUGCUUCCGCCCGGAGUUGCCCUAGGCUCCGGCUCCCAGCAGCUACUUCCGCCAGGAGUUCCUAGCAGCUGGGUGUUGGAAACUGGUCCUAAAGCGGCCUCCUCUUUCUCCCUUCAGCCUGUCCAGCCGAGGCCGGGUCCCCAGGUGGUGGCGGCUGCUGCUGGGCCUGUCGCGGAGCGUUCUCUCCGCCCGAGACCCGGGCCUGAAAGGACCGGGAGUGCGAGAGAGACGCCCGGGCCUGGCCCAGCCCCAGCCCUUGUUUUCCCGCGGCCAGUGACUGUGACCGCAGGCCUCGCCGCGCCCACCCCAUCCUGGGGCGGGGCGCGGCCUCUCCGCCCCGUCCCCGCCCCUCCGGCCUGCCCAGAGCCGGGUCAUUCUCCACCCCAGCCCUGCGGCGGUGUGACCGCCUCGGCCCUCCGGGACUCGGCAGUCCCGUGGCUGUGGCCGCGGGAGACUAUGGAGUUUGCGGAGCUGAUUAAGACCCCACGGGUGGACAAUGUGGUGCUGCACCGGCCUUUCUAUCCCGCCGUCGAAGGGACCUUGUGUCUGACUGGUCACCACCUGAUCCUGUCCUCCCGGCAGGACAACACGGAGGAGCUGUGGCUACUCCAUUCAAACAUCGACGCCAUCGACAAGCGAUUUGUGGGACCACUGGGUACCAUCAUCAUAAAAUGUAAAGAUUUUCGAAUAAUUCAGUUGGAUAUUCCUGGAAUGGAAGAAUGUUUGAAUAUAGCCAGUUCCAUUGAGGCAUUGUCUACCCUGGACUCUAUCACUCUGAUGUACCCUUUCUUUUACCGGCCCAUGUUUGAAGUGGUAGAAGACGGCUGGCAUUCUUUCCUUCCUGAGCAAGAGUUUGAACUCUACUCUUCAGCUACCAGUGAAUGGCGGUUAAGCUAUGUCAAUAAGGAAUUUGCUGUCUGCCCUUCUUACCCGCCAAUUGUCAUAGUUCCCAAAUCCAUUGAUGAUGAAGCUCUUCGAAAGGUAGCUGCAUUUCGACAUGGAGGACGCUUCCCGGUACUCAGCUAUUAUCACAAAAAAAAUGGAAUGGUGAUCAUGCGAAGUGGUCAGCCACUCACAGGCACAAAUGGGAGAAGGUGCAAAGAAGAUGAAAAGCUCAUCAAUGCUACCCUCAGGGCAGGCAAACGAGGCUACAUCAUUGACACCCGAUCUUUAAAUGUUGCUCAGCAAGCUAGAGCCAAAGGCGGAGGCUUUGAACAAGAGGCUCAUUAUCCCCAGUGGAGGCGGCUUCACAAGUCCAUUGAGAGGUAUCACAUUCUUCAGGAGAGCUUAAUCAAACUCGUGGAAGCUUGUAAUGACCAAACACAUAACAUGGACCGGUGGCUCGGUAGAUUGGAGGCUUCGAACUGGCUGACACACAUCAAAGAGAUUCUUACAACUGCUUGUCUAGCAGCUCAGUGUAUUGACAGGGAAGGGGCAUCCAUAUUGAUUCAUGGAACAGAGGGAACUGAUUCCACACUUCAGGUUACCUCCCUGGCCCAGAUCAUCUUGGAACCGAGAAGCAGGACCAUCCGUGGUUUUGAGGCCCUGAUAGAAAGAGAGUGGCUGCAGGCUGGCCACCCGUUCCAACAGCGCUGCGCACAGUCAGCCUAUUAUAAUAGUAAGCAGAAGUGGGAGUCGCCUGUAUUUCUUCUCUUCUUGGACUGUGUGUGGCAGAUACUUCGUCAGUUUCCUUGUUCUUUUGAAUUUAAUGAGAAUUUCCUCAUCAUGCUCUUUGAGCACGCAUAUGCCUCACAGUUUGGAACAUUUCUGGGCAACAAUGAAAGUGAAAGAUGUAAGUUGAAGCUGCAGCAGAAAACGAUGUCUCUGUGGUCCUGGGUCAACCGGCCUGGUGAACUGAGUAAGUUCACCAAUCCUCUCUUUGAAGCCAACAACCUUGUCAUCUGGCCUUCAGUUGCCCCACAGAGUCUUCAGCUAUGGGAAGGUAUUUUCCUGCGUUGGAACAGAUCCUCCAAGUAUUUGGAUGAAGCUUAUGAAGAAAUGGUUAACAUCAUUGAAUAUAACAAGGAAUUACAAGCAAAAGUAAAUGUACUUAGGAGGCAGUUGGCAGAACUGGAAACUGAGGAUGGGAUGCAGGAGAGUCCCUGAAAAAUCUCCCCACAACCUACGUAAAUAAGGACUUUCUUGGACCUGAAUCUCACCUCUCUCUCCUUAGGCCCUUCAGUUCACUUUUACACAGUAGCCUUGAACCUAAGGCUUUAGAUGUGAGAACCCUCUAAUGUAGUGGAUUUCUCAAUACUUUAUGAAUGAAACUUACUGUAAUUACUCAUGUUUCAUGUGGCCUGUUUGGCCUCUUUACUUUGGGAGCAGAAAGGAGGUGCUAGGCAUUUUAUUUUAUGUGAAACAGGUGAUCUAUUUAAUGCCAUUUGUGUUAUAUGCCAUUUAAUCCUAAAAUUUUUUCUGUGUCUACUUUCCAAACAGUGCUCCAGACCAGUCAAGGAUAUGAUUAAUCUCUUUAGGGAAUAUUUGUUAGUUUUAAAAAAGAUCAGACUUUUAAACACUCCAAAUACAGAAAUAUUUUUCAAAACUGAAACGGUUGAUAAACUAAAAAUUUUGUGAUUAACAUGCUAUUUCCAGUACCUUUGCCCUUCUCUUUAAAAUAGCUUUGAUUAACAAAGCUGAAUUCAUUCUCAUUCUGGUUUGUCAAGAAAGGAAAAUCUGAAUAUUUAUUCAAGGUAAAUAUUUUUACAAGGGUUAUAGGUAUAAUCCUCUGAUAUUUACAUUAAGAAGUAAAUUUUAACAGUAGACAGUAAAAGUAUGUGCAAUAUAGAAGUAAAAUAGGAAUUUGUUACUGAUACAGUGUCAUUACUGUUGAAUUGGUUUUUUAGGUUUUUGACCACACAUAUUAAAUGUGUAUCAAAUGCUGGAUAUCCCAUUAAACCAUCAUUUAGGAUAGAUGUUAGUUUGUUAUAAUUAAGCUACAAAUACGGUUUCCUUAAACCAGAAAUGCACUGCCCUUGUCUGAAGUUCUUACUGCACUAUUUCGUGUAUGUAUGUGUGUUAAGUUUUAUUGUGGUUUAUUUUAAGUAUUCUAAAAGUUUACUAAUGCUAAACUUAAACCUUUCACAUUGGCUUGAGCCUUUUGAAAAUUUAUCUUGACUUUGCUGAUUUAUUCAUUAUAUGCUAGGCAAGUCUAAUUGAAGUGGAGGUGAAAGUUUAUGAACAUGACACAGCGAUGUUUUAAACUGUAGAAACAGACUGAAAUGUUUCAAUGUUAUGACUGUAUUUAUGCUAUGCUAGUUUAUGCCUGCUACUCUAAAAGUUUGUGGUUCAGUGCUUUCUAUAUACAUUUCUGUUUUGUGGCACUGUUCACUUUAAUAAAUAUUAUCAAUUCUAGUUUUCUAUUAAAAGGUUAGUUGAAGAGUAAAUGUUUAAUACCAUUUCCACCCCAUCUGUAUAUAACAUUUCAGUGUAGAGCGCACCAAAACUGAACCCUGCUUUAGAGCUAUGUAUUGAGCUAAAAAUACAAUUUUGAAAAUAUCUAGUCUAGCAUUAUCUAUGGCCACAUUCAGACGCCUUAGAAAAUAGCAAAUACUUUCUCCAGUUGCCCAAACUUCAUCUUUUUUCUGUUUUCUUGGACUGGUAGCAAAAAGGUUGGACAACAGCACAUAUCAGAACUAUCCUUUGGUAUAUUUGCCUGCCUUUUCCUUUAAGCUCAGAUUUAUUCUCGACUUAUUUUCUUGGCUAUAGUUAUGAGCCUUCAGGCUUUAAAGCCCUUACAAAAAGGGUACAGCAAGGAGCAAAGGAGAUCUUGCUAUAGAUAUCUCCGUGUUGUGUGAAAUGUUUAUAUUAAUAUUUGAAAAGAGGAAAUACUCUAGCUUUUUUAUCAUCCCUUAAAAUCGCUUGCUACAUUUGUUCAUGUAGCUGAUCUUUUUGUUUGCUCCUAUUUUGGUCUCAAGAGUAGAUAUGAAGGAGCCCUUUUCUUCUCAGUUAACCCAUAAGGAAAAUGAUUUCGUUUUGUUUUGUUGUUGUUUUUAGUGAUUCUUUAGAAGUGGCUCCCACUGGUGACAUCGAUUGGCCACAGGGCUUCCGUGGGUGGGAGUUUUUAUUAGGCUUGGUCAUGGAGAAAUUGUAUGCCUUCAAUUUAUACCUGUCUUCCAGAUGAACGUUUUAUGUGUGAGCCAGAGUCCAAUAAUAGCAUAGUGUUUCUUUUUCUUCUUUUAUUGAGACAGCAAAGCUAUUUGGACAAGUUUGCAUUUUAGUAUUAAUUUAUAAUUAGGGAUUGUUCAAACCUCAGUUCUGUUUAUAGGUCAUAAAAACAAACUUGGAUAUUAGUGCAUUUUCAAAGGGGACAUCUAAUAAUGCAAAUAUUAGGGUUUUCCCAAACUCAAGAACUGUAUCAAAGGUGCAUUAUCAAUAUAAUUUAAAGAGGGAUUUUUAGUAAUACUAUGAAGUUACCCAUUCCUUGGAUGAGAAGAAUACAUACAAUGGAUAUACUCAUGAGAAGAUACUUGUUAAACAUUAAGUUUGGAGAAUUAUCUUUGAUAAAUGUGGCCUUAAAAACUGGAAUGAAGAGAGUGGUGGCAGAAUUAGCAAAUGAAUUACACCAUAGGAGCCAAUAAUAAGUGAGAUAUAAUCAAGUUAAAUAUAUUAAGCAUCUUAUGUAUUCAUUUAUAGUAAAGGCUCGUUUACAUUUUGGGGAUGCAAAAGUAGGUCCUACAGAGAAUAUUCUAAAAAUACAAAAGAUUGCUACAGUCUUCUAUCAGCAGUACAAGGAUCCUUAGACUUUAAAUUAACAAUUUUUUUUUAGAAACCACACGAACAUAGUUAGGUGAUUAUAUUAAGAUUUUGAAACUUUUUGGGUGGUAAGAGUUUUCAGUAAUUGAUUGGUCAAAAUUUUUCUUUCUGGUUUUAUUAAAUGGAAAGAGAACAAGCAGAAACUAUAAAAUCUAGUAGGAUUAAAACAACCUAUAAAUAUAUUUUAUUUCUAAGAAAAAUUAGGUCUUUGAAGCAAGAUUUUAAAGUGACUUUUGGGAAAACUUUGGAAGACAACAGUCAUUUCAGAUCCCAUGUGGGUAAUUUAAAAGCUUUUCUUUGAACUCUGAGGCCUGAUUUAUAGAGGUCAUAUGUCAUUGCUUUUCAUUUUAAAGGAUGAAAUUUAGUGAUAUUUUAGUCUUUGAUUCACUCAGUAUUUUUAUUAAAUUAAAAAAUCAGUAUCAUGGAAAAGAUCUGAUCAAUAGUUUCUCUCUUGAAGUAAAAAAUAGAAGGAACAUUUUGCUGUAUUCAAAAAAAAAAUUGCUGAGUGCCUGGGUGGUUCAGGUCAUGAUCCCAGGGUCCUGGGAUCGAGCCCAUGUUGGGCUCCCUGCCCAGUGGGGAGCCUGCUUCUCCCUUUCCCUGCUGCUCAUGCUAUCUCUCUGUCUCUCUCCCAUAAAUAAAUAAAUAAAUAAAUAAAUAAAUAAAUAAAUAAAAUUUUUUAAAAUCUGCCUAGAGAUGUAACUCUUAUAGUUAAUCUGGUUUCGGAAUUAACUGUUUUAAUUGUCAGUUUUAACCAGGUCAUCAGGUUCACUUAUUAUCAGACCCCAACCUGAGGCAAAAUUUUGGUAUUCAUCCAUAUCCAGAUUUAAUGAGUGAAAACUACAAGAGGGUGUCAUGAGCACCCUUUAUCAGAAAGUUAUUUCCUGGACCAAAAAAAGGGCAAAUUUUAGAAUAGUUGAUCCCCUGUUCUGGCAGCUUUGAAAUUUAUCAGAGCAUGAAAUCAUUCAGUACAUCUGAUACAGGUUCAUUAUACCUCAAGACAACAUAGAUUAGUUAUUUAUUAUUCUUUAAUGUGGGUUAGAUUGUCUCCCCUCCAGAGCUCAUAUCCUAAGUUAUUACCAGAUAGUAUUUUUAUGUAAUUCACCAUCUUAACAAAAAACAUUUAAAGGCUGAUUUCUCCAUUAAUACAUAUUCUCAGAUGAUAUGAAAUGCUAAUUUUCUUAUAGUAUCAGUUUUCUGAUUUUUUUUCUUGAGUAAACUAUUUCUACUAUUGCUCAGUCUUUCUAUCGUGUCCACAGUAUCUUCUUCCUUUAAACCAAUAGCUCAGAUGAGACGCUAUGUAACUGUAGGAUGAGGUUUUAGAAAGCUUGAACUUCUUACCUAAAUUCCCCUUAAGAAAGUCCUAUUUUUGAACUCCAUUGUGGAACUGUAGUUUGUGCUUAAUUUAGUGAAAGAUAGUGGGGCUUAUGUAGACACUACAUUGUCCUGAAAAAUAAUUCCCAAUGAGAGCUUCCUGAUGUUUAGAACCAUUCUGUUUUAACCAUCUGUGAGUAUACAGAUUAACUGUAUUGGAAAUUUGUAAUAAAAACAAGUUGUGCAACACUGCCUGUGUCUCUGCCCAAGACAUUUUCCAUUUGCUUCACUUUUAAAAUGCACAUAUCUUUGGAGACAUGAAUUAUUCCACACAAAUACAUCAAGUUGUGUUGCUUAGAAUCCUUAUAGAUCUAUUAUCAUCUGCACUAAAAAGGUACUUGCACAAUUUAGUUAUAUAAAAAAAGAAUAUGUAUUUCUUCAAUAGUUGGGUAUUUGGAUUGUAUUCUUGAUAUAUUUGAAUAUGACUCUUGGAUUUAAGUGCACUAUUAUUCAUGUCUUACACAAUAAAAUUGCACUGUAUGGCAAAUAUGUCUAUAACGUAUGCUUUGCUAAAACCUCAGAGUGCUGUAAUGGACAGGCUUCUAUUUUGUGAACCUGUCUAUAUAUAGUCUUAGGGAAAAAUUCUAAACUUUUUAAAUUCUCAGUAACAUUUUAAUAUUAUUUGUUAAGUUCCCUAUGUGAUCAAUUCACUUAUGUCCUAAAACUGGAAUCAUUCAUCGUGAGUGGGCUGCUUUGUCAAGCUUGGUUUACAUAAUCAUGAAACAGUCUUGUCGAACAUGGUACUGUUCUCUUAGUUUGUAAGAUUUGUGUGGUGUGCUCUCUGCCUCAGAGGACUGUUGCACAGAUGCUAGUGUUAAAUGUCUCCAGACAAUGGUAAUAAAAUUUGAAUAUAUUCAAAUGCUGGUAAA
Ailuropoda melanoleuca (giant panda) is the source of this 7029-nucleotide messenger RNA. RefSeq names its product myotubularin related protein 9 (gene MTMR9). Bases 491 to 2140 code for a protein of 549 amino acids. The transcript has 10 exons. Gene Ontology annotation, cellular component: cytoplasm. The record is from RefSeq and is a predicted model, not a curated record. Gene Ontology annotation, biological process: negative regulation of autophagy; phosphatidylinositol dephosphorylation. Gene Ontology annotation, molecular function: protein phosphatase binding. NCBI's taxonomy places the organism in Eukaryota, Metazoa, Chordata, Mammalia, Carnivora, Ursidae.